Molecule: messenger RNA, 1298 nt
Organism: Trichoderma reesei QM6a
Lineage: Eukaryota; Fungi; Ascomycota; Sordariomycetes; Hypocreales; Hypocreaceae
Exons: 2
Coding region: 261-965 (234 amino acids)
Biological process (GO): regulation of peroxisome size; peroxisome fission
Cellular component (GO): peroxisomal membrane
Source: RefSeq, a predicted model, not a curated record
ACGGUUCAGAAAACUGCUGGAGCAUCUCUCUUGUUAACUGAUUCUCUUUCUCAGGUGAAAGAGAAACAAGAAACGUCAUUGAGACGAGAUCGUAUUCCAUACCGAAACUCCAACCGACCGACGACAAACCGGACGAUUUUCCCUCCGAUGAGCGCGUGCCACCGCUAACCACGCCCAUAAACCACACCCAAGCAAACACGUCUCCAAGCAAAAACCACUCCUCGAAUACAAAACCACCAUCACCACCACGCCCGCAAACAAUGGUCGUCGACACCCUCGUCUACCACCCAACGGUGGCCCACUACCUGCGCUUCGUCGCCACCACCGUCGGCCGCGACAAGCUCCUCCGCACCCUGCAGUACUUUGCCCGCUUCUACGCCUGGUACCUCCUGCGCACCAACGGCUCCCCCUCGCAAAUGGCCCCCUGGAACGCCAUCAAGAAGCAGUUUGGCCUCGUCCGCAAGGUCAUGCGCGUCGGCAAGAACGUCGAGCACCUCCGCGCCGCCGCCCAGGCCGCCGACGCAAAGGCCGUCGAGCCCUUCCUGCGCUACGCCACCGUCGGCAGGCAGCUGGGCUAUGCCGGAUACCUCACCUUUGACGCCCUGACCGUGGGCGACGCCGCCGGCAUCCGCAAGUGGCGCCAUGCCCAGACGCUGCAGCAGCAUGCGUAUCGCUUCUGGGCCAUGGGCCUCGUCUUUAGCAUCGCCGCCCAGGCCUACACGCUGUAUCGCCUCAAGCAGCGCGAGGCAAAGAUUGAUCGCAAGGACGGCGAGGGCGUCGUCGAGAGCAAGCGCAUCCUCAAGGAGCGAGCCGCCAGCCAUCUUCAACUCAUCUCCGACGUCUGCGACUUGACCGUGCCCUCCGCCGCCCUCGGCUGGGCUGGCUUCGACGACGGCUUCGUCGGCCUGGCCGGAACCGUCAGCAGCUUGAUCGGCGUCUAUACCCAAUGGAAAAAGACUGUCUAGGUCGAGAUGGAGACCUUCGGACAUGUCUGCUUUCCUGCCACCAACCUAUUCAACGCCUAUUCCUUGGAAAAGACUGGACUCACUCCUGAUCAACGUAGACGGAGCAUCCGGUGUGAGGACAUGUGCGUGCGUGUGUGAGUACUACAGAUCCGCGGCGCAAGUUGGGUUGGAUAAUACCAGUAGCGACAAACCCCCCGUUUCUGGCAAUCUCGUUGAUACAAUUCUCCCACCACAUAUGCCGUGUUUUAUCGCCUUCGUGCACUACAAUUCUCUCUGAAUCUUCGGCUUUUCUUUUCUUGUCACAUGAUCUUCAAUGGCACGUGUAUGAUCCGA